Enterobius vermicularis (human pinworm) is the source of this 870-nucleotide messenger RNA. The record is from the annotation of a GenBank genome assembly. Lineage: Eukaryota; Metazoa; Nematoda; Chromadorea; Rhabditida; Oxyuridae.
AUGUGUUUUUUUUUUCUCUUUAUUUUUGCAAAAUUAAUUUUACAGUUCCGAACAUUGCCGAUUUCGAAAACGGUGGGUGAAGUUGCGGGUAUUGCUAUCAAUAAAGAUGACAAUUUGAUAAUAUUUCAUCGUGCUGAUCGUACGUGGAAUUCUAGAUCAUUCAAUGAGAAAAAUGUAUUUAACACCACAGCUGGACCGAUCGCUGGUGCUACACUGUUUGUAGUUGACCGUAAAACCGGAAAAGUUUUGACGGAAGGUGGCAAAAACAAAUUUUAUAUGCCUCACGGGUUAUCGGUGGAUCAUAAAAAUAACAUCUGGGUUACGGAUGUCGGGUUACAUCAGGUCUUCAAACUGGAUAAAAAUUUAAACAUUCAAUUAACACUGGGGGAAAAACUUGUUCCUGGUGCUGAUGAUCAACAUUUCUGUAUGCCUACCGACGUUGCUGUUAGCCGAAUUGGAUACGUCUUUGUUUCGGAUGGAUAUUGUAACAGCCGAGUAAUGAAAUUCAAUGAACGUGGAGAUUUUAUAAUGGCAUUUGGAAGAUCAAAUGAUAAUGAUGCAUUUUUGGUGCCUCAUUCCAUAGCUGUAGAUGACGACCUAGACAUUGUAUGCGUUGCUGAUCGUGAGAAUGAAAGGAUUUUAUGCUAUAACGCUGGUACUAAACCGAAUGAUAGCGGUUUAGAUACAACAGGUGUUUUGAUGAUGAAAGCAGAAAGUACUGGACGUGUUUAUGCAGUUAGAAUUAAAGGUAGUAUGGAUGUCGAUCACCUUUUAAUUUCUUGUCAAAGUAGAUUUUCAUCGACCGUUGGUAACGGUCGCAGUUUGGUAGCAAAUUUGAGGAGCGACCGACGCAGAGUGUCUGAUCUCUAG